AUGGACAGUGUAAGCGGGGCAGGGAGGGGAGGGGCAGAAAGAGGAGGAAAUGGAGGAGGGAAGAGCCUAAGUGACGGGCAGGGAACGUGCGAGAGAAGGGAGGAGAGGAGGGUGGUUCAGAGAAAAACGGAGGAGGGUUUUGGAUUUACGAGAGGAGCGAGUGAGGGAGGUAAUGUGAAGCGAGAGAAUGAGGAGGAGGAGGUUGAGAUGGGAGUGAGUGAGGGAGGUGUGUUGGGGAGGGAGAGUGCGGAAGUGGAAGCAGCUUUGCAGAGGGAGGAGUCUAGAGGGAGAGAGGAGCGGGAGGAGUCUAGAGGGAGAGAGGAGCGGGAGGAGUCUAGAGGGAGAGAGGAGCGGGAGGAGUCUAGAGGGAGAGAGGAGCGGGAGGAGUCUAGAGGGAGAGAGGAGCGGGAGGAGUCUAGAGGGAGAGAGGAGCGGGAGGAGUCUAGAGGGAGAGAGGAGCGGGAGGAGUCUAGAGGGAGAGAGGAGCGGGCGGAGUCUAGAGGGAGAGAGGAGCGGGAGGAGUCUAGAGGGAGAGAGGAGCGGGAGGAGUCUAGAGGGAGAGAGGAGCGGGAGGAGUCUAGAGGGAGAGAGGAGCGGGAGGAGUCUAGAGGGAGAGAGGAGCGGGAGGAGUCUAGAGGGAGAGAGGAGCGAGAGGAGUCUAGAGGGAGAGAGGAGCGGGAGGAGUCUAGAGGGAGAGAGGAGCGGGAGGAGUCUAGAGGGAGAGAGGAGCGGGAGGAGUCUAGAGGGAGAGAGGAGCGGGAGGAGUCUAGAGGGAGAGAGGAGCGGGAGGAGUCUAGAGGGAGAGAGGAGCGGGAGGAGUCUAGAGGGAGAGAGGAGCGGGAGGAGUCUAGAGGGAGAGAGGAGCGGGAGGAUGUCACUGCUGCUGCUGCUGCUGCUGCUGCUGCUGCUGCGGCGGCGGCGGCGGCGGCGGCAGCAGGAGGGGCGGCAGCGGCAGGGGCGGCAGCAGGUAGUGCUGGAAGCUUCCGAGAAGCAUCGGAGCUGGCGGCGCUGCCGGCACCCCGAGAUUCGGCCAAUAGGAAGCAUUUUCUGGAUUCUGCUGACGUGUUGGAUGUGACAAGAGUGGAGGCGAGUGUUCUUGUAACGAGGGGAGGACUAGGGGAACGCCGAGUUGCUUCAGCUGAGGCUGUAGGGGUAGAGUUUGGGAGAGGAGGAAGCGGCAGCGGAGGGAGCAGAGCAGUAGACGCACAGUUUGGAGCAGUAGACGCACAGUUCAGGGGACAAAGAAGCAGAAUUCCCUCUGCCUCUCCACCCUCUCCUUCACCAUCCUAUGCUGCUUCGUCUUAUGCAGCUCCAUCCCAAGCCGCUUCCUCCUAUGCUGCUGCAUCCCAAGCAUCUCCCUCUUAUGCUGCCGCUCCAUCCCAGGUUCCCCUACCCCCUUCACCUUCAUCAGCACUUGCUGCUUCCCCUGGUGCGGUAGACAGAGUUUUUUCGGGCAGGGCGGAUUCUUCGCGGGCAGAUGCUUCUUGGGCGGAUUUUUCCCGGGCGGAUUUUUCUCGGGCAGCUUUUUCUCGGGCGGAUUUUUCCCGGGCAGAUGCGUCCGAGCCAACGCGGUUCGCCGUGCCUCGGGAGCUGCCCGUGCCUGGGAGCGAGGCAGUGGCAGCAACAGGAAGGUUCCGGUCUCCAGAGGAGUUUAUGAGGAGGCAACUCACGGCCAUGGCUGAGGCUGUGGAGAACAGAGACAUGGCGCAGGUGCAGAAGGCAUAUCAAACCACUUGCAAGGCCCAAGGGGACGGCCAAGGAGAGAUUGAUUCACUAUAUGGUGGAUGGUGGAUGAUGGAUGGUGGAGGGGUUGUUCAAGCGAGUGCAAGGGAACGGGAUACCAGCACUUCAUCUCCUACCCCCCCAAUUCUCCCCCCCCACCCCCCCUCCCCCCCCAUUCUCCCCCCGACCUCCCCCCCCAUUCUCCCCCCGACCUCCCCCGUCCCCUCCCCUUCCGCACCUCCUCAGGCACAACUGCAGCAGGCAUACUUGCAACUCAAACCUCUUGCGCGGCCCAAGGGGACGGCGAUGGAGAGAUUGAUUCACUAUAUGGUCGAGGGGAGGGAGGAAUGGGAGGGGCUGUUCAAGCGCACAACUGCAGCAGGCAUACUUGCAACUCAAACCUCUUGCGCGGCCCAAGGGGACGGCCAUGGAGAGAUUGAUUCGCUAUAUGGUCGAGGGGCACAAGUGCAGCAGGCAUACUUGCAGCUGAAGCCUCUCGCGCGGCCCAAGGGGACGGCGAUGGAGAGAUUGAUUCACUAUAUGGUCGAGGGGUUGUUCAAGAGACUGCAAGGGAACGGGUACCAGCACUUCAACACUCCCGUUCGGAAAACUCCCAAGUGGAUCCACGACUUAAAGCCGGCGCUCUUCACCUUCGUUGAGAUGGAUCUAGAUUCCAAUGCCCGCCCCUUCCUCUCCCGCUUCCAACACGUUCUCGACCACCACCUCUCCGUCUUCUGCUCCCACGACGCACUUAUCGGCGCCGCUUGGAUCCACGACUUAAAGCCCGCGCUCUUCACCUUCGUUGAGAUGGAUCUCGACACCAAUGCCCGCCCCUUCCUCUCCCGCUUCCAACACGUUCUCGGCCACCACCUCUCCGUCUUCUGCUCCCACGACGCACUUAUCGGCGCCGCUUGGAUCCACGACUUAAAGCCCGCGCUCUUCACCUUCGUUGAGAUGGAUCUCGACACCAAUGCCCGCCCCUUCCUCUCCCGCUUCCAACACGUUCUCGGCCACCACCUCUCCGUCUUCUGCUCCCACGACGCACUUAUCGGCGCCGCUUGGAUCCAUGACUUAAAGCCCACGCUCUUCACGUUUGUGGAGAUGGAUCUAGAUUCCAACGCCCGCCCCUUCCUCUCCCGCUUCCAACACGUUCUCCACCACCACCUCUCCGUCUUCUGCUCCCACGACGCACUUAUCGGCGCUGCCGACAAACGCCUGCUCUCCAUUUUCGAGGAGCUUUAUUUCGGCCGGGCGAUUGUGAAUAUUGUGUCGUGUGAAGGGGUGGAGAGGGUUCACCGGCCGGAGACACUUGACCAAUGGCGGGGGAGGAUGCUCAGGCUCGGGGAGAACGAGCCUGCAGCGGAGGUUCGGUUCCGAAGCUACUUGCCUCGGGACGACCAGCUGAUGGAGAGGAAGCUUCCUCCAGCGCAGCUCCCCAAGUUUCAGGAACCUACCGCCGCCCAGCCACUAUUCUUAGACCCCAACGAGGACCCAGUAACAGCCAUCGCUCCCCGCAAGCCCAACUGGGACUUACGGCGGGACGUGGCGAAGCGGCUAGCCAAGCUGGAGAGACGGACGCAGCGAGCCAUGAUCGAACUCAUGAGGGAAGAAGAGGAGAGGCGGCAGCAGCAAGAGUCGGGCAUAGAAGGGUCCUAA
Messenger RNA from Closterium sp. Naga37s-1, 3378 nucleotides. NCBI's taxonomy places the organism in Eukaryota, Viridiplantae, Streptophyta, Zygnematophyceae, Desmidiales, Closteriaceae. The record is from the annotation of a GenBank genome assembly.